UUUCCAUAGAGAUACAGUUGUGGAUAGCAAAGCGCUAGCUCGAUGAAGCUCUUUUAUAUGCACAAAGACAAGCAGUAGCAGAGAUGUCUGAGUUUGCUGAGGAUGAGGUGGAGUUGCAGUCCUUGGUUAAGCAGUUUCUGAGAAGCAUCAGUGACAAGAUCUCUAGUGCUCCUUCACCUGAAUGUGCUGAAGAGAUCCUUCUUCACCUAGAGGAGACUGACAAGAACUUUCACAAUUAUGAGUUUGUGAAGUACCUCCGUCAAUAUGUGGAGAACGCUUUAGGAUCUGUGGUUGAAGAGGAAACAAACAACUUGACCAGAGAAGAUCGACAACAUGCAAUUGGCUCGGGACACGACACUCUGAUUCACGCAGUGACACAAAGGACUAGAUACUCAGCUGAGUACCAGCAGAUGAUACACACCUUAAAAAACACCAUGAUAACAGUUGUGGAGUCUUUAAAAAACAAGUCUGAGGAGGACCAGCUGAGAAAGGAGGAGACGCACCAAGAGAAGCAGCAUAGGCAGUCCAACAUCCAGUUCACUGACAACUGCUCUGACAGUGGCUCGUCCUUCAGUCGGAGUUAUGGAUUCUUUAGACAAGAGCAGCUGCAAAUUUUGGCUGAAAAGCUUGACUCCAGCAAGCCCAAAGAGGUGCGUUGGGAGGCUCUGAAGGUCCUCUGCCGUGCUCCUACAUCUGAUGUGCUUAGCUGUGAGAGCUGGAGCAGCCUGCGUCUGAACCUCUGCGUAGCUCUGAGCGAGCCGGAUCCCGACCUCAGUGAUAAUGCGCUGCGAUUCUUUGCUAAAAGCCUCUCAUCCUCUCCUCUGAAUGUGACACGAGAAAUUUACACAAGCCUGGCUAAAUCUGUGGAGUCAAGUUUUCUGUCCCAUAAGCUGAGCUUUCCAAGUGGCUCAGCUACCAUUGACGUUAACAGGCCUGAGAUCAGUCGUCUCCUCAAGCAGAUUCGACUGAUGAAUGAUUUUCAAAAGGAGGUGACUAACUUCUGGAUACGUCAUCCAGAGAAAUACAUGGAAGAAGUUAUAGAAAACACCUUUUCCCUGCUGUCCUUCCAUCACGAACAUGGCUCACCAGGAACUGAGAGAGUCCUGGAACCAGUUCACUUACUGGCUUUACUGGAUGUAAAAGCCACUUGGUUUAAAAAGUGGAUGCAUGGCUACUACAGCAGGGCUGUGAUUCUCAGACUCCUGGAGAGAAAAUACAAGUCUGUGGCUGUAGCAGCUCUUCAGCAGUGCAUCAAGUACAAUGAGUCCUGUGAACGUUUCACAAAUGAGACAACUGAGUCAGGGGAGCAGCGGAGCAUUGGUUUGGUACAGAGGAGUGUUUAUUCUGGAAAAGAGCUCGAGUAUUGCUGCUUUGUUCACUCUCUGUGUGUCCUAGGGAAGCUCAUCAUCUACACCAAUGGAAAAAAGCUCUUUCCCAUCAAAAUAAGGAAAUACAAAGAUCCUGUUACCCUGACAGACCUCGUUGUCAUCCUGCUUAACAUAAUGUAUAAACACCCUAGACCUCUGGACAGGGAUUCCUCACACACAGGUUCAGACGUCCUGUCGCCCAGCACCCUUGUGAUGGAGGUGCUUUGGAUGCUAUGUGAACAGACAGAAUGCGCUACAGAGUGUCUCUAUCAGACUCCAGUUAUAGAGAAGCUACUAACUCCUGUUAUAGCGCUGCUCAAUGGACAGAAGGCUGAGUUAAAGUCUCCUGCAGCAACCCUGAGUCUCAUUGCAGAUAUUCUGGCUCGUAUUGCAAACACAGACAGAGGAUUAGCGCUCUUCUUAUUUGAGAAGAAUCUCGUCGCAGCCCACAGUGAGAGAACCUUUGCUGCUCAUAUCAUCAUACAGUUCACCCAGAGGCUGCUCGACAAGGAAUUGCCAUCGUUGUGUGAAUCUGAUAUGCCCCAUUCAUUAUGUGGAGCCUUUAUUUUAGUUUGUCGGCAGAUGUACAACACCUGCGAGGGUCUGCAGGUUCUACGACCCUACGGCCUGCACAAAGCUUUAGCUGCUGCGUGGAAAAAGACCAGCUCGCUGUCAGAAAGGGUUCAGACUCCAGUACCUGGAGCUGGCGCUGGAUCAUCUACCCAAGAGCUGCAGAACAUGCUCAUUUGGGAGGAGACAUUAUUGGACAGUCUGUUGAAUUUUGGUGCCACUCCAAAAGGCCUUCUGCUGCUCCAGCAGACAGGAGCCAUUAAUGAAUGUGUCUCCUACAUGUUCUCUCGCUUUACCAAAAAACUUCAGGUGAGCAGCUGCGAGAAGUUUGGCUACGGGGUGAUGGUGACACAGGUGGCAGCAACUGCUCCGGGAGUUGUGGCUCUGCACAGUUCAGGCUUUAUACGGGCCCUGGUACUAGAGCUGUGGUCUGUUCUUGAGUGCAGCAGUGACGACGUCAGAGUGGUCCGUCCCAAACCAACUCCCAUUGACCCCAUAGAUAGGAGCUGCCUUAAGUCCUUCCUGUACUUGGUCAACCUCCUCUCUUCUUCCCAGUCGGUGUGGGAGUUGCUGGGCCGGCAGCCUUUGGCCAACAAAAGCGAAUACACCCUGAGGGAGAUGCCAACCUCCAUACCUGAUUUGAUUGACAGACUGAUUGCCGUGAAUUCGGAUGUGAAGAUUCAUUCUCUCUUCCGCUACGAAGAGAGUCACACAUUCGGCCUGAGACUACUUAACGUGCUCUGCUGUAAUCUGGACUCCUUUCUGCUGUUGGAGAGCCAAUAUAGCAUCUGCUCCAUGUUGCUGCAGAGUCAAAUGCGGAACGUCACUGACCCAGACUCCAGUGAGGGGACUAUCAUCAUAGACAGUCUGUCAGUGGAGAGGAACCAUGUGCUGGUUCGUGUUAGUGUCGUUGGAGGACCAUCUGAGAGGAGGCUCCCUCCUCGAGACUUGCAAGAGGGAGAAGGAGAACAUCCUUACCCCUGGCCCUGGUUUUCAUGCUAUCCCGUACCUCGCUGCUACACUUUGGAUCCACCAGACAUCCUACAUACCUCACCGGACUCCGAGAUCAGUGCGUUUCUGUCUUCAUGGAAAGAUCCAAAGAAUGACGGAAGCUGGGUGGAAGCCUGCCGAACGUUGUACUGUAAAGUCAUGGCGUCAAAACCCAACGUGUUAACUGGAAAGGUGCUGGCUGACCUUCUGGAGAAAGUUGUAGCCCAUCUAUCCAAUUCUGCUUCAGAGUGCUUCUUCUCUCCAGCUCCGUACAAAGCAGAGGAGAAGACUGUGAAGAAUGCCGUAUUAUCAUCUGUGGAACAGCUGGGAAUCAACACCUGUCUGAAGUAUGGGAUUUACCUUGGGCUGCUGAAAGAAGAAGCUGCAAAUGACCUAGCUCUGCUAAUUAAGCAUGUGAAGAUCUUCUUGUCCACACAGAGAGUUGAAACUUCAUCAGAACUCAUAACUCACCAGGAAGGUUAUCCAGGUCAUGACUGGCUAGCCUCUACAGUGUUCCUCAUCAUGGCCGGAAACAUGGAAAAGUCUUUAUGUUUGUUAGUCAGUCUCUCCUCCCUGCUCACCUCUGCCUUCAUCUGGCCAGCCAGGAUACAUGCAUCGAUCCAUUUUUCUAAGGAAGUGGCUGAAUCAGGAAUCCCUCCUGUCUACUGGUGCACAGCUCACUACGUGGAGAUGCUGCUGAAAGCUGAAGUUCCUCUAGUCCACUCUGCCUUCAAGAUGUCUGGUUUCACCCCAUCACAGAUGUGCCUCCAUUGGCUGACUCAGUGUUUCUGGAACUACCUGGACUGGACAGAGAUCUGCCACUAUAUUUGCACCUGUGUGGUGAUGGGUCCUGACUACCAGGUUUACAUGUGUGUGGCCAUAUUUAAGCACUUGCAACCAGACAUCCUGCAGCACACACAGUCCCAGGAGCUACAGAUCUUCCUCAAAGAAGAGCCAAUCCAGGGCUUCAGUUUUACCAACCACCUGGAGUUUAUGGGUGACCUGGAGCACAAAUACAGGGACAUUGUUCUGGCUGAUAUGAAAAUGAUUUGAAGUUAAUGUCACAGUUUGCCGAGGCAAACUGCGUGGAGUGUGAAGAGUGGACCCAGGUGCAGACAUUGUAAAACUCAAACUUAACUGAUGAGCUGUUUAUUAAGGCAGACAGAACAGUACAAAAUAAAAGAGCAAACAAUGCGAACUAAGCAAUAACCUAAACUGGGUAAACUAGAAAGGAAGCAUGAAAAACCCUGGCAAACAGAAAAACAAA
This is a messenger RNA of Maylandia zebra (zebra mbuna), 4194 nucleotides long. It is a transcript of the gene tbc1d32, whose product is annotated as TBC1 domain family, member 32. NCBI's taxonomy places the organism in Eukaryota, Metazoa, Chordata, Actinopteri, Cichliformes, Cichlidae. Gene Ontology annotation, biological process: non-motile cilium assembly. The record is from RefSeq and is a predicted model, not a curated record.